Messenger RNA from Cryptomeria japonica (Japanese cedar), 3430 nucleotides. RefSeq lists its product as uncharacterized. The record is from RefSeq and is a predicted model, not a curated record. Gene Ontology annotation, cellular component: nucleus. Lineage: Eukaryota; Viridiplantae; Streptophyta; Pinopsida; Cupressales; Cupressaceae. Gene Ontology annotation, biological process: signal transduction; negative regulation of DNA-templated transcription. The transcript is spliced from 2 exons. Bases 580 to 2994 code for a protein of 804 amino acids.
GACAAAAGUGUGUGUCAAGCCGGUCGCUGUUUAAAAAGGAAAGGAGGAAGAAAUGGCUUGGCACGUUGAUGGAUUUCAUCUUAAGAUAUCAGAGCUGUCAGUGGGAGAGAAGGCCUUUUUUGUGUUGUUGUCCUCUGCUUUCUCCACAUGGCAAGCGAAAGAGAAAAGUUGGGUAAUGUAAUGUGAGCCCAUUGGGUGUAAGGAUUGGUGGGUGGUUUUGGAAGGCGACUUUUGGUUUGAGAGAAAAGGUGGUAUUCGUGGUCUCUGUGGGUGUAUCAGAUACUGUCUUCUGAGUUCUGUAUUUAGUUUUAAAUUGGUUUGGAAAGUUAUUCAGAGUGGUGGUGUGUCUGUGGGUGUUUUCUGAUUCAUCCUUUGAGGUAUGGUUAUUUGGAGAAAUUGGAACAAGCUAAGUGAUUAGUGGGACUGGGAAUCCGUGUUUCUUCUGUAACACAGAGAUUGAUUGUGUUUUUUUUAAUGGUGGAAUCAUGCAUUUCAGGAGCAGCGACUUCUGGAAUAAUGUUGCUUUUGUAGAAAUGUAGCAAGGCAUAUUUGGGCUGGGUUUAGAAAGCUGUUGGUGAGAUGGCGAGUGCAAUCGAGUGUGAGAGUCUGUCAAUGAAUAAGGAUUUCUUAUUGAAGAAGGAUGAUGGCGGGGAUGAAUUGAAUGGAGAAUUAGAGUUGAGCUUAGAUUUAUCCUUGGGAGGAUCUAUGGGAAAGUCAAAGGAUAAGAAGAAGGAAAAUCCCUGUCUGCAGAAAUAUCCUUCUGGAAAUCUGCAGCCUUGCCUGAGGAAAUUCGCAUCUGGAAACUUUGAUGAGUCUGGGGAGGAAUCCAAAAGAAAUAUUGCAGGAAUUGAUAUUGAUUCAGGAAGAAGGGAGAUCUGGAAUAAUUGGAAUUUAAAUAAGCCUUCUGCAGCUGUUACUUCAGGUCCCCUUCCUCUGUCAAGGUCUCUGAGUGGUGCAGUCAGCUUUGAAGAAAUGAAACCAUUAGUGCUCCCCAAUGAGUCCAGUGGGAAACCAGCUUGGCCUCAUCAUUUCAUGCAUACAAGCGCGCCCAACACCAUGGUUCAGAAUGGAACAGGGCAUCCUAGGAUCCUCAGGACUUGCAGUGUUGGAACUCUCGGAGCAGGUUUCAUGACGCCUUCACCGUCUUCUGUUCUUCAUAGACAGCCAAGUCUUGAUGUGCUAAUGCCUGAUCAAAACCAGGAGAGUGUUCAAUCCACGAGGCAAAAGGAGGCUCUCGAGCAGCAGAGGAAACGAGAAAUGCAUGCCUUGAGGAGACAAGAGGCUAGGAAGAAAAGAGAAGAGAAAAAGGCUAGAAGAGAUGAAGGUAAAUCUUUUUCAGAGAAUAAGGUCUCUGUUUCUUUUCCUGUUAGUUCUGGUGCAAUUCUUUCUAGUAACAAAUGGAUGCUGAAUCCUGAGCUAUCGACCACCACUCAAACAAGUCAAAACGAGAUGGAUCGCAAGGAAGGAAAAUCAAAACCUAAAUCUCUCCUUGAAACUCAGAGAUCUUUGAAAAGAGACAGAGAGAAGGUUUCCAAAGAGGUUGAACCAUGGAUUGAAAAGGAGAAAAGGGUAAAGAAAAAAAAAAGUGGGAAUGGUUCCAUGGACCCCUUGCCCUAUGAUUUUGAUAUGGAGACUAAAGUUAGUGUUCCAGAUCACACUGAAACUAGGAAGUUAAUGGGUGGUAACGUUAAUGGCAAUUGCUCUACAAGAAGGAGCAGUAGCCCAGGAAGAGGAAACUCUACAAGGAAUACCAAUAGCCCAGGGAGAGGAAACUCUGGCAGUGAAGAGAAGAACUCUAAUAAUCUCUAUGAGAAUGGGCAUAAGAGCUCAAGCUCCAAUAUUGAGGAUUGUGAAAGCACAAUAUCGAGAAGCCAGGCUACAAAUUGUGAAGCCUCAGCCUCACCCUCGGCCUCACCCUCAACUUCAGUAGCUUAUACUAAUCUUCCAUUUCCUGUGGUACCAAUUACUUAUCCAUAUGCAAUGGCUGGUGCCAGUGGUCAGUGCAUGCCUCUGCCAAUUGGUUUCUCUAUCCCAUAUAUGAUGCCUUACUGGACACCUGCAAUCCAGCCGACAGGUUCCGAACCUUCCAAAUCUAAUGUCCCACAUAUGCCUAAUGUUAUCCAGCCUGCUUCUGCCUUCGGCAUUCCACCUUCCCAAAUGCCUAUUCAUGGAACUCUACCAAGUUGGCUAUCGGCGCCAAAGGCCAAGGGAACACCAGCAUCAGUGCAAAACUCUCAUUCUUCUGGAGGAUCGUUGGCCACGAGUUCUUCAAUUCCAGAUCAAGAUAGAAAAUCUUCUGAAGGAUCAAGCAGUGACGAGACAAAGAGUCAAUCAAUUAAAUCAGUAGAGCUAUCUCAGAAGGGUUUUCAAUCUUUAACUAGAUAUCCAUCUGUGAGCAAGGCUGAAGGUCAGAUUUUGUCCAUCUCAGAAGUAAGUGUAUCUCAUAAGGCAGAACAAGCACAAUUAAAAGAGGCAGCAGAGAAAAUUCCUUGCAGUUCAGCUCAAUCAGAUUUUGAAAACCCACCCUCCAAAACCUUUCAGGAGAGGACAAUUGAUGCACCAAGCAAGAAGAAACCCACACAUUUUGUUUCUCCUUCAAAUGAGAAGAAACAAAAUUCUUCUUGCCAUUCUGCGCCUGACCACAUUUCAGAGGAGACGCAAACCAAACAAACACAAGAUUCUAAAAAUGAAACACAAGAUCAAGACAAUAACUCCGAUUUGAAAGCGACAAGGAAUUCUCAAUUAGACAAUGGAUUGUUACACACUUUCCACAGGGUCACAACCACAGGAAUUGGGCCAAAGGGGAUAACAAUCAGUGGGAUCUUAUCUUACAGCAGUAAUCAAGUUAGAAUAGUUUGUGUAUGCCAUGGAACCCAAAUGUCGCCUGCAGAAUUUGUGCAACAUGCAGGUAGCACAGAUAUUUCAAAUCCUGAAAGAAAUAUAGUUGUCACUCCGACCCCUUUUAUAAUUCCCGCAACUUCGGCACGAGGUUAACGCAAAGACCAUAAAAAAUGCUCAGGGUGAGCAAGGUGGUUAAAAGUGUGGCAGUGCCUGGAACAAGCAAAGUGCCCUUUUGCUGGAUAUUGCAUGGAAAAAGGCAUUGCUACUUUUUGUACAAACUUUUCUGAAACAUAACUUUUGUGUUUCAGGGGGGUUGGGAGUUUCACAUUCAUGAUGUAAACAAGCAAGAAAAUAUGUUUGACACCCUUUCCUAGAGGCAAUACUCAAAAAUUUAUGAAACAUGUGAAACUGAUCUUACAGGGACCUGAAUUUGUAAUCUUCUUCCCUUCUGAUGGAAAUAGUUCCGGGAGAUGUGUUGUUAAGUUUUGUGGGGAAGAGACUAGUGAGUAGCUGGUAAAUAGAUAUUUAUUCUAGUUUGUAUAAAAUGUUUCUGUAAGAAUAUAUUGCAGGCAAAGUCUGCUUUGUUGCA